Molecule: messenger RNA, 8167 nt
Organism: Nomascus leucogenys (northern white-cheeked gibbon)
Lineage: Eukaryota; Metazoa; Chordata; Mammalia; Primates; Hylobatidae
Gene: TACC1
Product: transforming acidic coiled-coil containing protein 1
Exons: 14
Coding region: 725-3181 (818 amino acids)
Biological process (GO): cerebral cortex development; mitotic spindle organization; cell population proliferation
Cellular component (GO): cytoplasm
Source: RefSeq, a predicted model, not a curated record
UGCAGUCCAAUAUCACCAUCGCCGUGAAGUCACAGUGGCAAGAUGAAAAAGUUUAAAAAAUUUUAAAAAGGAAUAAGGAAAGAGGAAGAGGGCGGCGUACCCCGGCUCAGAAAACGGUCCUCCUCUGCUCCGGACGCCGGCGGAGCUGUGGGGGGGGUGACCGGGUCUCCCGGCGCAGCCGGGAAGCCCCGGCCCUCAGUCGGGGCGCGACCAGCGUGACGCCGCGGCGGGGGGAUCCGGCGGGCGCGCGGCCGACUUCAAAGCCCCGGCGCCGCCCUCGCCCCCGCGCGCGCGCGCUAGUAGUACGGUCCGAGGGGGCGGCUUCUGGGGCGCGGCUCCCGCGGCAGCUGAUGCGCGCCCCGCCGGCCGGGAGGCGGGAGUCCGGGAGCCCGGAGCGGGAGCAGCAGAGGUCUAGCCGCUGGGCGCCGCGGACCGGGGGCCUGAGGAGGCCACAGGACGGGCGUCUUCCCGGCGAGUGGAGCCCGGCGCGGGGCCCGCUGCGGCCGCACCGUGUGGGGAGGAGGCCGAGGAGGACGCGGCGCCGGCCGCCGGCGGGAGGAAGCACUCCACCAGGGCCCCCGACGGCGCUCGUUUAACCACAUCCGCGCCUCCGCUGGAAACGCUUGCUGGCGCCUGUCACCGGUUCCCUCCAUUUUGAAAGGGAAAAAGGCUCUCCCCACCCAUUCCCCUGCCCCUAGGAGCUGGAGCCGGAGGAGCCGCGCUCAUGGCGUUCAGCCCGUGGCAGAUCCUGUCCCCCGUGCAGUGGGCGAAAUGGACGUGGUCUGCGGUACGCGGCGGGGCUGCCGGCGAGGACGAGGCCGGCGGGCCCGAGGGCGACCCCGAGGAGGAGGACUCGCAAGCCGAGACCAAAUCCUUGAGUUUCAGCUCGGAUUCUGAAGGUAAUUUUGAGACCCCUGAAGCUGAAACCCCGAUCCGAUCACCUUUCAAGGAGUCCUGUGAUCCAUCACUCGGAUUGGCAGGACCUGGGGCCAAAAGCCAAGAAUCACAAGAAGCUGAUGAACAGCUUGUAGCAGAAGUGGUUGAAAAAUGUUCAUCUAAGACUUGUUCUAAACCUUCAGAAAAUGAAGUGCCACAGCAGGCCAUUGACUCUCACUCAGUCAAGAAUUUCAAAGAAGAACCUGAACAUGAUUUUAGCAAAAUUUCCAUCGUAAGGCCAUUUUCAAUAGAAACGAAGGAUUCCACGGAUGUCUCGGCAGCCCUCGGAACAAAAGCAGCUCAUGGCUGUGUAACUGCAGUCUCAGGCAAGGCUCUGCCUUCCAGCCCGCCAGACACCCUCCAGGACGAGGCGAUGACAGAAGGCAGCAUGGGGGUCACCCUCGAGGCCUCCGCAGAAGCCGAUCUGAAAGCUGGCAACUCCUGUCCAGAGUCUGUGCCCAGCAGAAGAAGCAAGCUGAGAAAGCCCAAGCCUGUCCCCCUGAGGAAGAAAGCAGUUGGAGGAGAGUUCUCGGACACCGACACUGCUGUGGAGGGCACAACUCUCCCCAAGGCAUCCUACCACUUCAGUCCUGAAGAGCUGGAUGAGAACACAAGUCCUUCUUUGCUAGGAGAUGCCAGGUUCCAGAAGUCUCCCCCUGACCUUAAAGAAACUCCCGGCACUCUCAGUAGUGACACCAAUGACUCAGGGGUUGAGCUGGGGGAGGAGUCAAAGAGCUCACCUCUCAAGCUUGAGUUUGAUUUCACAGAAGAUACGGGAAACAUAGAGGCCAGGAAAGCCCUUCCAAGGAAGCUUGGCAGGAAACUGGGUAGCAAACUGACUCCCAAGAUACAAAAAGAUGGCAUCAGUAAGUCAGCAGGUUUAGAACAGCCUACAGACCCAGUGGCACGAGACAGGCCUCUCUCCCAAAUAUCUUCUAAGCCAGAUCCUAGUCAGUGGGAAAGCCCCAGCUUCAGCCCCUUUGGGAGCCACUCUAUUCUGCAGAACUCCCCACCCCUCUCUUCUGAGGGUUCCUACCACUUUGACCCAGAUAACUUUGAUGAAUCCAUGGAUCCCUUUAAACCAACUACGACCUUAACAAGCAGUGACUUUUGUUCUCCCACUGGUAAUCACGUUAAUGAAAUCUUAGAAUCACCCAAGAAGGCAAAGUCGCGUUUAAUAACGACUACUGAACAAGUGAAAUUUCUCUGUUUUCUGUUGAGUGGCUGUAAGGUGAAGAAGCAUGAAACUCCGUCUCUCGCCCUGGAUGUAUGUUCUCAGGAUGAAGGGGCAGUGAUCUCCCAGAUUUCAGACAUUUCUAAUAGGGAUGGCCAUGCUACUGAUGAGGAGAAACUGGCAUCCACGUCAUGUGGUCAGAAAUCAGCUGGGGCCGAGGUGAAAGGUGAGCCAGAGGAAGACCUGGAGUACUUUGAAUGUUCCAAUGUUCCCGUGUCUACCAUAAAUCAUGCGUUUUCAUCCUCAGAAGCAGGCAUAGAGAAGGAGACGUGCCAGAAGAUGGAAGAAGACGGGUCCACUGUGCUUGGGCUGCUGGAGUCCUCUGCAGAGAAGGCCCCUGUGUCGGUGUCCUGUGGAGGUGAGAGCCCCUUGGAUGGGAUCUGCCUCAGCGAAUCAGACAAGACAGCCGUGCUCACCUUAAUAAGAGAAGAGAUAAUCACUAAAGAGAUUGAAGCAAAUGAAUGGAAGAAGAAAUAUGAAGAGACCCGGCAAGAAGUUUUGGAGAUGAGGAAAAUUGUAGCUGAAUAUGAAAAGACUAUUGCUCAAAUGAUUGAAGAUGAACAAAGGACAAGUAUGACCUCUCAGAAGAGCUUCCAGCAACUGACCAUGGAGAAGGAACAGGCCCUGGCUGACCUUAACUCUGUGGAAAGGUCCCUUUCUGAUCUCUUCAGGAGAUAUGAGAACCUGAAAGGUGUUCUGGAAGGGUUCAAGAAGAAUGAAGAAGCCUUGAAGAAAUGUGCUCAGGAUUACUUAGCCAGAGUUAAACAAGAGGAGCAGCGAUACCAGGCCCUGAAAAUCCAUGCAGAAGAAAAACUGGACAAAGCCAAUGAAGAGAUUGCUCAGGUUCGAACAAAAGCAAAGGCUGAGAGUGCAGCUCUCCAUGCUGGACUCCGGAAAGAGCAGAUGAAGGUGGAGUCCCUGGAAAGGGCCCUGCAGCAGAAGAACCAAGAAAUUGAAGAACUGACAAAAAUCUGUGAUGAGCUGAUUGCAAAGCUGGGAAAGACUGACUGAGACACUCCCCCUGUUAGCUCAACAGAUCUGCAUUUGGCUGCUUCUCUUGUGACCACAAUUAUCUUGCCUUAUCCAGGAAUAAUUGCCCUUUUGCAGAGAAAAAAAAAAAAAAACUUAAAAAAAGCACAUGCCUACUGCUGCCUGUCCCGCUUUGCUGCCAAUGCAACAGCCCUGGAAGAAACCCUAGAGGGUUGCAUAGUCUAGAAAGGAGUGUGACCUGACAGUGCUAGAGCCUCCCAGUUCCCCGUAUGAAGGUUCUCUUAGGCUGCUGAGUUUGGGUUUGUGAUUUCUUUAUCUUUAGUUUGUUUUAAAGUCAUCUUUACUUUCCCAAAUGUGUUAAAUUUGUAACUCCUCUUUGGGGUCUUCACCACCUGUCUGAUUUUUUUGUGAUCUAUUUAAUCUUUUAAUUUUUUAGUAUCAGUGGUUUUAUUUAAGGAGACAGUUUGGCCUAUUGUUACUUCCAGUUUAUAAUCAAGAAGGGGCUCUGGGUCCCCUUUUAAAUUAGACACACUCUCACACACAUACAUGUAUAUUUAUAGAUGCUGCUGCUCUUUUCCCUGAAGCAUAGUCAAGUAAGAUCUUCUCUACAGAAGGACAUAUUUCCUUGGAUGUGAGACCCUAUUUUGAAAUAGAGUCCUGACUCAGAACACCAACUUAAGAAUCUGGGGGAUUAAAGAUGUGAAGACCACAGUCUUGGGUUUUCAUAUCUGGAGAAGACUAUUUGCCAUGACGUUUUGCUGCCCUGGUAUUUGGAUACUCCUCAGCUUUAAUGGGUGUGGUCCCUUUAGGGUUAGUCCUCAGACUGAUGGUAGUGUCUGCUUUCUGCAUGAAUGGCAAUAUGGGACUCCCUCCAAGCUAGGGUUUGGCAAAUCUGCCCUAGAGUCAUUUACUCUCCUCUGCCUGCAUUUGUUAAUGCAGAAUCAACAUUUAGUCUUCAUUAUCUUUUUUUUUUUUUUGAGAUAGAGUUUCGAUCUAUUUUAAAUAUGUGAAGAAAAUCUACUUCUAAAAGGCUCAGAUCUUAAAAGGUAAUUGUAGCACAUUACCAAUUAUAAGGUAAAGAAAUGUUUUUUUUCCCAAGCGUGAUGCAUUGUUCUUCAGAUGUUGAAAAGAAAGCAAAAAAUACCUUCUAACUUAAGACAGAAUUUUUAACAAAAUGAGCAGUAAGUCAUGUGAACCACUCCAAAAAUCGGUGUAUUUUGCAUAUUUUUAAACAAAGACAGCUUGAAUCUGAGAAGAGGAGUGCAAGGAGAAGGUCUGUACUAACAAAGCCAGAUUCUUCAAGCUCUUACUGGACUCAGUUCAGAGUGGUGGGCCAUUAACCCCAAUAUGGAAUUUUUCCAUGUAAAUCUCAAUGAAUUCCCUUUCAUUUGAAUAGGCAAACCCAAAUCCAUGCAAGUGCUUUAAAGCACUCUCCUGUCUUAAUCUUACACCCUGGCAGUCUUCAUGGUGAUAUGCACUAUAUUCAGUAUAUGUAUGUUUUCCUACUUCUCUUGUAAAACUGUUGCAUGAUCCAACUUCAGCAAUGAAUUGUGCCUAGUGGAGAACCUCUAUAGAUCUUAAAAAAUGAAUUUUUCUUUAGCAGUGUAUUACUCACAUGGGUGCAAUCUUUAGCCCCAGGGAGGUCAAUAAUGUCUUUUAAAGCCAGAAGUCACAUUUUACCAAUAUGCAUUUAUCAUAAUUGGUGCUUAGGCUGUAUUUUCAAGCCUAUUGUCUUAACAUUUUGUAUAAAAAAGAACGACAGAAAUUAUCUGUCGUUUGAGAAGUGGCUUGACAAUCAUUUGGGCUUUGAAAGCAGUCAUUGUGGUGUAAUAUGAAUGCUGUCCUAGUGGUCAUAGUACCAAGGGCACGUGUCUUCCCUUGGUAUAACUGAUUUCCUUUUUAGUCCUCUACUGCUAAAUAAGUUAAUUUUGCAUUUUGCAGAAAGGAACAUUGAUUGCUAAAUCUUUUUGCUGCUGUGUUUUGGUGUUUUCAUGUUUACUUGUUUUAUAUUGAUCUGUUUUAAGUAUGAGAGGCUUAUAGUGGCCUCCACUAUAAAUCCAUUGUCAUCUUUUUAAGCUUAUUGUGUUUAAGAAAGUAGCUAUGUGUUAAACAGAGGUGACGGCAGCCCUUCCCUAGCACACUGGUGGAAGAGACCCCUUAAGAACCUGACCCCAGUGAAUGAAGCUGAUGCAUAGGGAGCACCAAAGGACCUUCGUUAAGUGAUACUCUCAGCCAUGACCAUUAUGAGGAAAUAUCCCCCAUUCUAACUUAACAGAUGCCUCCUCUCCAAAGAGAAUUAAAAUCGUAGCUUGUACAAAUCAAGAGAAUAUACUGGGCAGAGUGAAGUAUGUUUGUUUAUUUUUCUUUAAAAAUAAAGGGUUUUGGAACUCUGGAGAGUAAGAAUAUAGUAUAGAGUUUGCCUCAACACGUGUGAGGGCCAAAUAAUAUGCUAGCUAGGCAAUAAUAAACUCUGUUACAGAAGAGAAAAAGGGCCAGGCACAGUGGCUUAUUCCUGUAAUCCCAACACUGUGGAAGGCUGAGGCAGGAGGAUCACCUGAGUCCAGGAGUUUGAAACCUACCUAGGCAACAUGGCGAAACCUUGUCUCUACCAAAAAUAUAAAAAUUAGCUGGGCAUGGUGGCACGUGCCUGUGGUCCCAGCUACUUGGGAGGCUGAGGUGGGAGGAUUGCUUGAGCCUGGGAGGUCAAGGCUGCAGUAAGCCAUGAUCAUGCCACUGCACCCCAUCCUGGGUGACAGCAAGAUCUUGUCUCAAAAAACAUAAAAACAAAAAAAACCAGGCAUGAAAAAGGAAAGUAGAAGGCAGCUGCUGGCCUAGAUGGUGGUUUGGGAAUAUUAGGUGAUCCUGUUGAGAUUCUGGAUCCACAGCAAUUUCUUUAGCUUUUGACUUUGCCAAGACAGCCUUUAUCCAGCAGUAUUUUAAUUGGGGAAUGCAACGUGAGGCCAACAGAACAAUUCCCCCCAUGGCUGCCCAGAUAGUCACAGUCAAGCUUGGAGAGUCUCCUUCCAGCCAGUGACCUACCCAAACCUUUUGUUCUGUAAAACUGCUCUGGAAAUACCGGGAAGCCCAGUUUUCUCACGUGGUUUCUAGCUUCUUCAGACUCAGCCCAAAUUAGGAAGUGCAGAAGCACAUGACGGUGAAAAACCUAGGAUUUGGCAGCCUUCCAGAAUGGUAUGGAAUCUGAGGGAAGAUUUAUGUUUCGUUUUGGAGGAUAGCUCAAGUUGAAUUUUCUUUCCAGCCAGUUACCCUUUCAACCUACCCAUACUUUGUACAACUCUCACACAAAUACUUAGAUAUUUAUUAGACAGCCCUGAAUUCGCUCUAAUUAUAAACAGGGAGAGUAAACUGCCCCCAAAUGUUCCUGGGCUGGGUAAAAGCAGCUGGAGUGAAGCACUCAUUUUCCAUGAAGGUAACAAAGGGUGGCUCAGUGGUUACUCAGGCUCAAAAGGGUUUUUUAAGAGCAAGCAUUGGUUAAGUCUGUGUAUACUGAGUUGGAAGUGAUUCAGUACAUUCUUUUUUAGUGGAGUAAAAGUUCUGAAGCCCCCUUUUAACUUCCUUUUGGUUUUUCAUUACAAUUGGUAGCCAUCUCAUGAACUGUCUCUGACUGUUGUCUCUUUGCAGUCGUGAUUGUGAGCUUGCUCUCUGACUUGCAUUUCUGACUUUAUCCUGUUGUUGGGAAGAUAGAAACUAGGUUUUGAAAGAUUACAUGAUUCAAGCGAGGGAUUUUAAAGUAAAGAUGUAUAUAUUCUGAAGAACCUAAAAGAUAACAGAUUAUUUGCUUAUGAAAGAACAAUAUAGUCUGGGAAUCCCAGAAUGUCAAGCCAAAGGUCUAAGAAGUCAUCUUCUUCAAAUAUUUUAAUAAAGAAGUAUUUUGAGGAGAUAUCUGUCCAAAAAGGUUUGACUGGCCUCCAGAUUCCAGUUAUUUUUAAAAAGCAAUUUACCACUAAAUCCUUGAGUCUCCAUAGAGUAACAGUAAAGAAACUGAUAGAACAGACUCUCCUCUCAAAGGAUCUCUGGAAGAGAGUAUCAGCGGCAGCAUUCUCCAGGGAAGACCCAUCCCCUAGUGCCAGAGCUUGCAUCCUGGAGACUAAAGAUUGCACUUUUCGUAGUUUUUUGUCCAAAUGCAAUCCCAUUUCUGUGCCUCUUAGCAUGCAGUUAGAUUUGGACAAACAAGAUUCCUAAGGAAUGACUUUAUUAACUAUAAUAUGGUUACAGCUAUUAUAUAAAUAUAUAUUCUGGUUAUAGUUCUAAUAUGGAGAUGUUGCGUGCAAUGCUGGCCUGCGGUGGUCUGUGUAAUGCUUUAACUUGUAUGGAGGAGGCCAGGCUCAGAGCUGAGAUGUGGCCUGAACCUUCCCUGUAUCGAUCCUUUAAUUUAGAACUGUCAAGAUGCCACUUUCUCCCCCUCUGCCUUUUAGUGGUAUCUGAAAUAUACUCAAAACAGUAAUUUCCUGGUCACAUCAUUAACUGCUAAUUCUGUAUUUAUAAAGAAUUUUCAGAUGGACAUAUACAAAUUUGAACUCAAACCAUCCCCAGUCCAGAUACAGGGCAGCGUGUAGGUGACCACACCAGAGCCUCAGCCUCGGUCCCUCUCAGCCAUCGGGAUAGGAUCCAGGCAUUUCUUUUCAAUCUCAGAGGUAGCAGUAAACUUUUCAGUAUUGCUGUUAGCAAGUGUGUGUUUGCCAAUAGAUAUCCACUAUACUAAUGUGCCAAGUAAAUGUUCAUUGCACAUCUGCUUCCACUGUGUCCCCACGGGUGCCAUGAAGUGUGUGAGGAGCCCCUCAUCUGGAGGGAUGAGUGCUGCGUUGACUACUGCUAUCAGGAUUGUGUUGUGUGGAAUAUUCAUCUACAUAAAUUUUAUAUGCACAGUAAUUUCCCUUUUUAUAUGUCAAGUAACUAUUUGUAAAAGUUAUACUCACAAAUUAUUAUAAUGAUUACUAAUAUAUUUUUUCCAUGUUUCAUUGCCUGAAUAAAAACUGUUUACCACUGUUA